This is a messenger RNA of Patiria miniata (bat star), 2333 nucleotides long. Its product is annotated as UDP-D-xylose:L-fucose alpha-1,3-D-xylosyltransferase 3-like. Gene Ontology annotation, cellular component: Golgi apparatus. NCBI's taxonomy places the organism in Eukaryota, Metazoa, Echinodermata, Asteroidea, Valvatida, Asterinidae. Bases 374 to 1405 code for a protein of 343 amino acids. The transcript has 3 exons. The record is from RefSeq and is a predicted model, not a curated record. Gene Ontology annotation, molecular function: glycosyltransferase activity.
UGUUGGGCUUGCACUGCUUUGGUAUUGGGGUGUUUAUUGUGUGUGCUGAACGCGAAUUAAGGAUAAGCGCAUUGCGUGAUACGCCAUUUUGACGAUGAUAGCCUUGACCAAGACUGUCAAACUUCACAAACGAGCUUGUUCCCGCUACCGCACACCGUACCGCCGCGCACACUACAAUGUACCCGUUGUGCUACCGUUAUCCUCAACGGCCCUUGCUUGUGCUUGGUCUGCACAUGGUCAAGGCUAUGAUGAAGACAGCUGAGUGACAGCAAACAGCUUGAUACAACAGAUUUGCCGUGACUGACGUUGGAACUUUACCACUGUCUCCUGGUCCGACGGCUCUACUUGUACAAGAAAGUUUCCGGCAGGAAAGAUGGAGUGCAAACGUUUGACACUGGCGUUUAUGGUCAUUCUGCAAAUGUCUAGCGUCUUCGUGUUGAUAUAUCAUUACUCUUCCGGCCAUGUCACGACGCUACACGAUGACAGGACUAAGGGCAAGGAUACGAGAAUGGCACAUGCCGCUGUGAGCGCUCUGCGAGUCCAGACAUUCUCCAACCAUGCGACUUCGCAGCCACCAAAUCGCACUGUGGACAUCCGGGGGAAGAUUUCUGGCUGCACUUUGGCCGAUACUGAGAAGAAGCCCGGUGUUGUGCUGUUGCUCAACACCAACACCGCCUUCAUGGACAUGACACUGAAUCUGUUGGAGAGUAUCAAAAGGACUGGGGUCUGCCUGAACACCACCAUCAUAGCAGAGGAAAAGAACGCCUACCGGGCUCUGCUCAGUGCUACCCAGGGCGACCCAGCAAUAACCGUGCUGAAAUCGGCCGAGGGAGAAGCCUCAUCGGACAAGCUCUUGGUCUUCAGCCCCGAAUAUAACCGCCUCGUGAACAGACGCCAGAAGUACAUCCUGUCCCUGUUGCAACAGGGAUUCGAGAUUUUUUUCACGGACGUGGACACCUUCUGGUUUCAAGAUCCUUUCUCGUAUUUCCAAGGGGACUUUGACAUGUCUCUUGUGGAUGAGCGCUCCCCUUACCCGACCAGACUGCAAACCCUGUCCAACUAUUGCGCCGGCGUGGCCUACUUCAAGCCAACAGACAAGACCAUCAAGUUCGUCAAGAAGUGGGUGGAAAUAUUGGCGAAUCCAAAAAACAAGAAACACGACCAGAGAGUCAUGAAUGACCUGUUGCACACGAACCAGCCGGUACGCAUUGACGUCAGACCCUUGCCCGUCAAUCGUUUCCCGCAUGCGAAUAGUAUGUUUUGGGAACCAGAGUGGAGGAAGGAAAACAACGAUACCAUCAUGAUGCAUAACGUGGGAUUUCAGGUACGUGGCCACGACGAAAAAGUGGACAAGUUCAAGGAAAACAACAUGUGGCUUGUCAACUUCACUAUCGGCGAGGGGUAGUCGUGAUCAACUCUAAACUCCGGUACGAGCUGCAUAAAAAGUGGACAUCGGAACCUUAACACUUUUAGGAACCCUUUGGGACUGGAAUAACAUACGUGUGUUUUUGAGUCAGCUGUUAGAUGUAUGUGUUUGUACAUGACAAGCGUGAUGGCAUCCAAAUCAUUUGGACCAUUCCAAACUAGUGGCGGAUACUGAUAAACACUAAAAUAUAAAAAAAACUACAGACUACUGACAAAAAUCAUUACUCUGGAGUUGUCAAACAUGAGCUAGUUCACACAAUGUUUCCCUGUUUCGAUCACAUGACCAGCUCUGAAUAGACAGUUUAGCUCUUAAGCCGUUUUUGUGUUAUCCUUCGAGAACGAAUUUCGGGGGUCAACAUUAUGACUCAACAUCGAGCUGUUUCGUACUUGUCGUGAUUCUAUAGCUGCACAUGUUCCUUUGAAAACGAAAUAGCGUGUGUGCUUCUGUUUGGUAAAUGUAUGGGCUAAUUUACAUGGAAAGUCUCCCUGCGAGUUAACCUACAAGCAAUGGGAAGUUACCGACCGUAGCGUUCGCUUCCACCAGGCCACGCUGCCAUGCCUGAUGCAUACCAAGUGCACCCAUGCAGUGCGGGGAACAGCCAACAUGUUGUCCUCGUCGUAGUACAAUGUGCGUACUAAUACGUUAACAACGUGUCCUACUGUUGAUCUUUAAUAACUCUGUUGUUAACGAAUGGAAUUAAACCAAAAUUUCAGAUCAUGUAAACAAGGCAUGACACUUUUUAUGGAGCGAGUUUCAUCAGCUUUGUGCUAGAGGGUGAUAUUUAAACGUCAUACGAAAGCAAUUCUCACUUUCAGAAUCUGCUUCUUUCGGCGCAAUACACGAUCAGGGAGGCGUGCAGUAGCAUCAGGGUGAUCCUGCAUUCCUUCAGAAGCUUUCGGCUGCAGCA